Synchiropus splendidus (mandarinfish) is the source of this 1132-nucleotide messenger RNA. Its product is annotated as endonuclease domain-containing 1 protein-like. Bases 88 to 933 code for a protein of 281 amino acids. The record is from RefSeq and is a predicted model, not a curated record. NCBI's taxonomy places the organism in Eukaryota, Metazoa, Chordata, Actinopteri, Syngnathiformes, Callionymidae. The transcript has 6 exons. Gene Ontology annotation, molecular function: nucleic acid binding; metal ion binding; hydrolase activity.
GUGGAAAACUGAAGCAGAAGCUAAAUAUAAAAGUCAGCUUUGCUGCGUUGUUGACAGCAGACGUGGAAGCAGCAGGUUUGAUCCAAAAUGGCGGGAAGUUUGGUCACUCUGGUCCCUCUCCUCUUAAUCCUGGCAUUAGCUAAUGCGGAUGUGGUGGAACAAUUUGAGGACAUCCCAGACUGCAUGAAAUACUUCUACAUGGAAAAAGUGCCAGAGUGGGGCGUCUCUACCUUUGGUGCUGCCCGCCUGUGCCAGCGCUUUAACAACAGGUAUCACUUUGCCACACUGUACGACACAAACCAUCGCAUUGCUGUCUACUCUGCAUAUAAGUUCGAGCCCAGCAAUGGAGGAGGCAGAGAAAAGAGGUGGUUUGUUGAACCACAGUUGGUCAAUAAAAACUGGCAGGCAGAUAUGAGGGACGGAUACUGGCUUGGAAAGGAGAAUCCCGGUGUGUACUUGGGAGAGAAACAGGCUCUGAACGAGGACUACACUCAUUCUGGUUUUGACCGUGGACACCUGAAUCCUAAUGGCCACCAUGCAGUUCCAGGUCGUAAUGCCACCUUCACCUUGACCAAUGUGAUUCCUCAAAACCCGAAACUGAACCAGAACUCCUGGAGGAUUCAUGAAUCCCAGCUCACUGACCUCUUUAGAGAGAAGUGCUCACAGGCUUAUGUGUUGGUCGGUGCGAUUCCCUCUGCGAGCAACUGGAUCAUUAAGAACGGCGUGAGGCGGGUCAACAUCCCAGAUUACAUUUGGAAUGCCUACUGCUGUCUGGACAACAAUGGGAGGCCUGUUCAGAGUGGAGGAGCAAAAGCAAGGAACACAGAGGACAACGUGGUGGAGCGGCUGUCCCUGGAAGACUUGGGAAGCUUCCUUCAGCAGUUCUCAAAUAAACCAGCGGGGGCGCUGUUUCACAACAACUGCAGAGCCUAAUAGAAUUCAUGGAGGUCUCAAAUUAAAACAUGGCAACAGUGCAUCCAUUCAAGAGCUGAACCAAUAUAUAUAUUUUGUAAUUAUCGGCCCAAAAUUGUCCUUGUCAGCAUGAGGUUGCCGUCUCCAUCCCUCAAAUAAAGGUAUAACAGAAGUAUUGGUGUCUGCAAUAAUACAUUCACACCAUCAUCAUGCUUAAAAC